Molecule: messenger RNA, 3824 nt
Organism: Rhea pennata
Lineage: Eukaryota; Metazoa; Chordata; Aves; Rheiformes; Rheidae
Gene: PDK4
Product: pyruvate dehydrogenase kinase 4
Exons: 11
Coding region: 123-1373 (416 amino acids)
Biological process (GO): protein phosphorylation; regulation of glucose metabolic process
Cellular component (GO): mitochondrion
Molecular function (GO): pyruvate dehydrogenase (acetyl-transferring) kinase activity
Source: RefSeq, a predicted model, not a curated record
CCGCGGCGCGGAGGCAGCGCCGCAGCCCCACGGCACCUGCCGGCGGACCGCCCGCCAGCCAGCGAGCCAGCCAGCCAGCCAGCCAGCCAGCGAGCCAGCGCCCCGCUGCCGCCUCCGCAGCCAUGAAGGCCGCCCGCAUCGCCCUGCGCAGCGCGGCGCCGCUGGCGGGGGCCAGCGGCAGCAGCCGGCUGCCGCUGGAGGUGGAGACCUUCUCCCGCUUCUCCCCCUCGCCGCUCUCCAUCAAGCAGCUGCUGGAUUUCGGCUCAACUAAUGGAUGUGAGAGAACAUCUUUUGCAUUUCUGCGACAAGAGCUUCCUGUAAGGUUUGCAAAUAUCCUGAAAGAAAUUGAUCUUCUUCCUGAUAAAUUACUAAGCACUCCAUCAGUACAACUAGUGAAGAGCUGGUACAUCCAAAGCCUAAUGGAGCUGGUUGAAUUCCAUCAGAAAAGCCCAGAUGACCAAAAAGUCUUACACAACUUUAUAGAUACGUUAAUUAGAGUCCGAAACAGACAUCAUGAUGUGGUUCCUACAAUGGCACAAGGGGUAAUUGAGUACAAAGAUACUUUUAAAGUAGAUCCUGUCACCAAUCAAAAUAUCCAGUACUUCUUGGAUCGUUUCUACAUGAGCCGUAUUUCUACCCGGAUGCUAAUGAACCAACACACCCUUCUUUUUGAUGAUAAUAUCAGCUCAGGGCACCCAAGGCACAUUGGAAGUAUUGAUCCGUGCUGUGAUGUUGUUGAAGUAGUGAAUGAUGCUUUUGAAAGUUCCAGGAUGCUGUGUGACCAGUAUUACUUAACAUCUCCAGAACUGAAGCUUACUCAAGUGAAUGGAAAGUUUCCAGGAGAGCCAAUUAACAUCGUAUAUGUUCCAUCACAUCUCUUUCACAUGCUUUUUGAGCUCUUUAAGAAUUCAAUGAGAGCAACAGUUGAAUUUCAAGAGAACAGUCCUUCCCUUUCUCCAGUUGAAGUGACAGUUGUUCUCGGACAUGAAGACCUCGCAAUUAAGAUCUCUGACAGAGGAGGUGGUGUUCCAGUAAGGAAAAUUGAGCAGCUAUUUAGUUACAUGUAUUCUACAGCACCAAGGCCAAGGAUGGAUGAUGCUCGACAAACUCCUCUUGCUGGCUUUGGCUAUGGCUUGCCAAUUUCUCGUCUGUAUGCUAAAUACUUUCAAGGAGACUUAAAUCUCUACUCCAUAUCCGGUUAUGGAACAGAUGCUAUUAUCUACUUGAAGGCACUAUCAACAGACUCGGUAGAAAAACUCCCAGUUUUUAACAAAUCUGCUUAUAAGCAUUAUCAAGCUACCUCAGAGGCAGAUGACUGGUGUGUCCCAAGUAAAGACCCAAAGGAUGUAUCGAGACAGAGUGCAUCUUUCUGAAGAGAAGUUGGUAUACAAGGCACCCAAGGGGAUCAAACUGUCUUCUGAACAAGGACUGGUGUUUGGAAGUAUUCGUUUACUUUCAGACAGGCAAAUUUUUCAGUAUUGUGACUGACAGAAAGAUCAGGCAUUUAUAAUCUAGACUGUAUGCAUUGAGUACAAAAUCUUGCUGUGAACUUCAGGAUAAGGAAAAUACAAGUACAUGGAGGGAUGUGUGCAUCUUUUGCUAUGUCUUUUUUAAAAAAAAGAGAUGGAUAAAGAGGAAAUUCAGUCUAUUUUUUUAUCUUAUGAUCAAAGACUUAAUGCAGUAAAGGUGUGCAUUUUUUGGGUCCUCUCUAAUCCUUUAAUUCUGGAUUCUGAUAAAUGUCAGUUAUAGUGGUACAUAUUUUCCUCCUAGACUAGUUAUUAGCACCUCAUUUUAUUACAGAACAGGUAGAUAAGUGCACCUGUACUUCAAAACUGUAUUUAUAACAUUGGGAAAAGAUCCUCUUAACAUGGCAGGCUGGUAGCAAGAUACAAACAGCAUACAAAUGCUGCCUGACUGAGAGGGAGGGAGACUGUUUUUCUUAUUAAAAAGAAAUUCUACUUAAAAACAAAACAUAAGCCUCUGUAUUCCAGUAGUAGUUCUUAUGUGAUGCCCUGCUCUGAGUUACAUUGCUUGAAUUUUCUUUUUAAGCUGUUCAUGAAAAAGUAGCAAGGUAAGGCUCCUGUGCAUAAGAUACUAAGAAGGAAAUCAGGAUACUUUAGGGAAGAAGUAGAAUGACACUUGGUCAUAAUAGCAAGUGGAAUUGAAAGAUUUUUGGUGUGUUUUGUGUAAAAAUGGCAUGGGAAACAGUAUGUUUAAAAAUGGUUCUUUUUUUGUCUUGCUUUUAGAAGAUUAGUGGUUCAGUAAACUAAACCAAAAUCCAAAAAUUGGGAAAUGUGGUUCAAGUUUUACUUCUGUGUAAAAUCCAAGAACCUAUCCACAGCGUUGAUAAAUUUGUUUUGGACCAUACUUUAGCUCAAAGGUGUACAUGGGAAUUCUAAAACUUGAAAGCUAUAAUGAGCACUAAACCUCUGAAAGGUUUUCAGGAAUAGUGGUGGUGAAACUGAAUUUUCGUGUAAGAACUAUUCCUUGCAGUGGAAAAGGUUUAGGAAAUGAGAAGGUUUAAAAUAUGAAAAGCGAUGAAAACUAUAAAAAAUAACUUUCAUGAACAGCAAAAUAAGGGGGAGUGGCCACAGGAACAGUGUCAGUAGGAAAGAGAGCUGUUGGGAAAAUACUGUAUUCUCCGUUAGCUUCUUCCUUUCCCAUCUUUUGUGUGGAUUUUCCCCCUCAUAAGUGAGGUAAACUUAACAACAGAGUGGAAGUCAAGUACUAUUUGGAAUUGCCAAGCUGGCCAGUCAAAGUUCAUCAGAGCUAUUUAUUAUUACUUGAAACCUUUUUGACUUACUAGCAUCAUUACCUUAAAUGUGUACAAUCCUUGGCAAAAGGCUGCAAAUACAGCAUUUAAAGCAUCCUGCCUAGUUGUAUGAUAGCUUUCUAAAGCUGAGUUGUAUGUGUUGCGUAGAAAGCCACUCCAUACUCUACUGUGAAUAUCAAAUACAUUUCUUAAUAGCAAUAAGAGAAAACUUGAAUUACCUUUGUGUUCUAGCAGUCUUGUUGAGAUAGAUUUCUCAACCAAAAAAAACUAAAAUAGCAUUCUGAUAUGCUUUACUUGUUUGAGAAACUAAGUUUAGAAGCAUUUUUGAUAAUUACUGAGUAUAAUGACUUAAGUACUGCAUAGAGGCCCAGUUACUCCAGUGAAUAACUUGUAGUCACCAAAAGUCACCAUAUUAUUUGUCUUUGAGCUCAGCUUACUGAAUGGAUAAUAAAAAUGAAAUAUCUCUGUCUAGAAAACACAGGUGUGAAAAGAUUGCCUUCACUACCGUAAUAUACUUGAAUACUUUGUUGAUUUUUGUAUUGAAUACAAGGUCACAAAAACAUACCUAAGUAGUCAUUGUUGAUAAGUAAACACAGAUUAUACCUCUUUCUUUGUGCCCAAUUAUGCUUGAACAUGAGUUGUGGUCUCAUGACAUACUGUAUAUUUGUAAUAUAGCUGCAGCUACACCAGGUGGGAGCUGUAACUUGUAUUUCAAAGCAGUUGAAGCACCCAGGUGCUGUAAAAAAAUGUCUGUAAUAGUGCUUGCAGAUAGAAGCUUUCUGGAUAAAUGUAAUUUUUGGAAGUUUUGUGUUCAGAACACUUCCACAAUGCAGACAUUGGGGCAUGCAUAGCACUUAGGAAACCCAUGUGGAAUAUCUUUUAACGUUAAAAAUUACUUAAGGGCUAGCCACCUAGCUAUAGUGCCUUUUUCAGCAGUUACUGAUAUUUUUUAAUUACUAUUAUUAUUACUGAUAAUAAAGCUCUAGUUUAAAGCUUUUUACUGCUAUGUGGGUAUUCAAAUAAUUUGAUAAUAAAAAAACAUGUAAAUGGU